AUGAUCUGCAAUAGUGCUCCAUCUCUGAGCGAAAAGCAAAAGCAGCGUCCUAAAAUGGUCGGGGGCUACGAUCCAGUAAUGCUCCCGCUGCCGUUUUUCUUCUUUACCGCUUCAACUAUAGGGAUCAUUGGAAAUUCCAUUAUGAUUCAUAGCAACGUACAAAGCAAAGCGAAUGAAAUCUCCAUGCCAUAUAAUGAUUGCAUUGACGUGUGCGGCAGAUCUGGUCCAUGA
Molecule: messenger RNA, 231 nt
Organism: Cooperia oncophora
Lineage: Eukaryota; Metazoa; Nematoda; Chromadorea; Rhabditida; Trichostrongylidae
Source: the annotation of a GenBank genome assembly